Cucumis sativus (cucumber) is the source of this 1527-nucleotide messenger RNA. RefSeq names its product isoflavone 2'-hydroxylase-like. The transcript is spliced from 2 exons. The coding region runs from base 1 to 1527 and encodes 508 amino acids. Gene Ontology annotation, molecular function: heme binding; monooxygenase activity; iron ion binding. Lineage: Eukaryota; Viridiplantae; Streptophyta; Magnoliopsida; Cucurbitales; Cucurbitaceae. The record is from RefSeq and is marked provisional.
AUGGAAGACUCUAUCUUACAAUAUUCAGCCUUUUCAAUUCUGAGUAUUGCUGUAGUUGUUUUGGCAAUCAUAAAGUAUUUGUUGAAAUUCAAUUCCAACAAAAAUCUACCUCCAAGUCCACCCUCUAUUCCAAUCAUUGGUCACCUCCAUCUCCUUAAGCUUCCAGUUCAUAGAACUCUACAAACUCUCUCACAAAAGUAUGGUCCAGUACUUUCACUUCGAUUCGGUUCUCGUUCGGUUGUCGUCGUUACAUCACUGGAAGCAGCCGAAGAAUGCUUCAUAAAAAACGAUAUCAUUUUCGCAAACCGUCCCAACUUCGCCGUGAGCCAUUGCUUGAGUUACAAUGAAACCACUCUUGGUGCGGCUCCAUAUGGUGAUCACUGGCGUAAACUUCGACGUGUGAGCACACUGGAAAUACUGUGUUCAAGUCGUCUCAAUGCGAAUUAUGAGAUUAGGAGAGAUGAAGUGAGAAGGGCAAUGAAGAAGAUCUAUGAAGUUUCAAGAGAUGGUUUUGGGAAAGUGGAGUUUAAACCAUUGGUGAAGGAAUUGACGAUGAAUGUAACAAUGAGAAUGGUGGCAGGGAAGAGAUAUUUUGGUGAAGAAGCAGCUAAAAGUAGUGAAGCAAGAACAUUUCAAGCUAUUGUUCAUGAGCUUUUUGAAUUUACUUUGUCUUCAUAUCCAGCUGACUUCUUGCCAAUCUUGAAGUAUAUUGAUAUUCAAGGUUUUAUGAAGAGGGCAAAGAAGCUUAUCACAAGGGUUGAUGCAUUUUGGCAAGGAUUGAUUGAUGAACAUAGAAGAGGUGAAAUUAGUAAUGAAGAAAUGAAGAAUUGUAUGGUUGCUCAUUUUCUUAAGUUGCAAGAGACUCAGCCUGACUAUUACACAGAUGAUAUUAUCAAAGGCUUGAUUUUGACAAUGAUACUUGGUGGCUCAGACACGACUGCAGUGACAAUAGAGUGGGCAAUGUCAAAUCUACUAAACCAUCCAUCAGUGUUGAAGAAGGCAAGAGCUGAAAUAGAAUCUCAACUUGGUGGAGAUAAAUUGAUUGAAGAAACUGAUCUUUCAAAAUUAAACUACCUACGAUAUAUAAUCCUAGAAACUCUUCGGUUAUACCCAGCUGGCCCUCUCCUACUGCCACAUAAGUCUUCAGCUGAUUGUAGAAUAUCAGGAUACGACAUACCACGUGACACAAUGUUACUAGUAAACGCGUGGGCUAUCCAUAGAGACCCUGUAUUGUGGGAAGAUCCAACAAGUUUUAAACCAGAGAGGUUUGAGAAUAAUAACGGGGAAGGUGAUGGAAAUAAUAAGUUAAUGAUAGCAUUUGGUUUGGGAAGGAGAGCUUGUCCAGGAACUGGAAUGGCAAAUAGAGUGAUGGGUUUGAUGCUUGGAACGUUGAUUCAAUGUUUUGAUUGGAAGAGUAUUGAUGGUAAGGAAGUAGAUAUGAAUGAAGGAAAAGGGGUUAGUAUGCCUAAAGCUCAACCACUUGAAGCACUAUGUAAAGCAAGAGAAAUUGCAACCAAGCUGCUUUGA